This is a messenger RNA of Seminavis robusta, 1784 nucleotides long. NCBI's taxonomy places the organism in Eukaryota, Bacillariophyta, Bacillariophyceae, Naviculales, Naviculaceae. The record is from the annotation of a GenBank genome assembly.
GUUUCCUGGCCGCGAUCAACAGCUCGUGCAACAACAACACAACACAGAACAGAAACAACAUCCAGCCAAAUGUGCCGAAGUCAAUACAACUUCCUCGCCCUGCCUCACCCAUCAGCCGUCAUCACACAAAGACGACAGCCCAACACCACAACAAGGCAAACAUGGUGUCUCCAUUUGAAGGAUGCUCUGAAGAAUGCGGUUGGAUUGCAGCUGUGGUGGCGGCCUUGAGCUAUGGAACAUUUGGGGUGCCCAUCAAAGAGACAGUCGGUGUGGAUGUCCAUCCCUUGGUCUUGCAAUCUUUCAAGUCUUUCACCAUGUUCCUCUUUUCGUGGCUGAUUAUUUUUCUUGGGGAACCCAUUCAAUUCACUCCCUGGGGGCUGCUCUCAGGAUUGCUGUGGGUUUGCGGGGGUUGCUUUGGUAUCUUUGCCAUUCGUAAUGCGGGCAUGUCGGUGGCAUCCGGCACUUGGUCUUCCUGUAUGGUGCUCAUCAACUUUGUAGUGGGCAUAGUGUUCUUUCAGGAACCAGUCUCUUCGAUUACCAGUACCUUCUUUGCUUUUUGCCUCUUGGGAACUGGAUUGGUAGGAAUGAGUGUUUACUCUGCACCAACAACUCAAUUCUCAAAAUCGGCAGAAGCAGAGACUCAACCCUUGAUGGAUAAAAAUGCAUUGGAUUCAUUGGUCGAUGAAGAAGGGCAAGAACUACCACCAAUCACAACGACUCAAGGCAUUGCCAGUCGAUUGCAGUGCAUGUCACCAGCCAGAUACAGGCGCAAUAUGACUAAUGCCAUCGUCACUACCGGUAGCAUAGAACGGUUGCACAUGAACAAGGAGGUCACCAAAAGAAUGGAAGGACCAGGUGACAAUCAGCACAACAAUUGCGGUGGGUUGGGCCAAGAAGCCUGUACAGAUCCUUCUUCUCUGGAAACAGACAGCAGUGCUGAUCGGAAAACCAAUAGGGUCAAUGACAAUGGAAAACAGCGUACCCUGAUUCUCAGUUUGUUUCAGGAAGCAGCAAACAGAAUCAACACCAAUAGCCUUACAAAGCGACAGUUAGGGAUUUUAGCAUCCAUCAUCAAUGGUAUCUUCUCUGGCAGUUCCUUUGUUCCACUUCAUUAUGCCAAAAAAGAAGGCUUUGGCGGAGCAAAAUACAUGUUGAGUUUUGCCACAGGGGCCAUACUUGCAACCUGUAUGAUUUGGGUCGUUUUAUUUGUCACCAAGUUCAUCACUGUCAGUAGGAAACACAAACGAGAAUUGAACGACAGUGGCUCCAGGAUGGUCCGCAUUCUUUUUGCAAAGGCUUAUGAAUCCAUGCCGCCGUGGCAUUUUCGACAAAUGUGGGCACCAGGAUUUGCCGCUGGGACGCUCCUGGCCAUUGCCAUGUUCGGAAGUAUCAUUUCAGUUACCCAUCUGGGGCAGGGUGUUGGUAAUAGCAUUGUGCAGUCCAAGAUUUUGAUCAGCGGGCUUUGGGGUAUAUUCUGGUACCGAGAGAUUGUUGGUGUACCAAACAUUGCCAAAUGGCUCGCUUCAGCCGGCGUUGCUGUACUGAGUAUCUUGUGGAUCAGCUAUGAAAGAAUACUCUCCAAAGCCGUGGCCGAUGUUGAUGUGGACAAACACUACAUUUAUGAGGCUUUUGCCACCACAAAGGUGGCUACUGGUGGCUAGCUAGCAAGUGACCUCUCCAAUAUUUCUGGAUGCUAAUAGUACUAUAUACCAUGUAAUCAGAACAGUUUUGCGCUGUUGCUAGCUGGCUAUGAAGAAGGACCAAAGGCCUCCCAGGAAUCCGCC